CAAAAAUUUUCACUCAGUUUGUUUACGUAAAGGAAAAUUUAAUACUUUUCAUAAUCGUUCAUAUUUUCUACGAAAAAACGGUGUUAAAAUACUACAAAAACUAACCAAGUCAUGUCAUUCACACUCAAUCAACUUUCCGGGAACACUAUAACCACAAUGCAUCCCAUAAUGGGCGGCAUCGCGAACGGGGGAAGUUUCAUUGCACAGCCGAUAACGGCGGCCACCUCCAGCACUGCUGCUUUGCUGAACAGUGCCGCAACGCUGGAAUAUGUCCGCAAACAGAACCAGCACUCGUCGCAAUCGGGAGCAGCUCCCAUGGAUCUGGAGUCGGCCUCGGAAAGGGAUUCCGGUAAGGAACAUUCGAUGGAGAAGAAAGACCAAUCUCACCAGAAGACGGGCCAGAUGGGUGUCGAAACGGGCGGGCAGAUUAUGUUCAAUCAACUGAUUCCGCAGCCGCAGGGCUUCAUGAUGAUGACACCCGGCAUGGUUAACAUGAUGGACGGAACCUCGCUGAUUGGCAUGCAAACAUUUCCGGUAAUGGCAGCUCAACCCAUUAGCUCUGGAGUAGAUUUAACACAACAAGCUCUCGGUAUGGUCCGUUCAGAAGACGGGGGCAAAGAAAUCAUCUAUUGCAAAUCCUGUACUUUGUUUCCACCCAAUCCGAGUGGUCCACAACCAAAAACCAUCGAUCGUCCACCGGGCUGUAGGACAGUUUUUGUUGGUGGUCUACCGAAUUCGAUCACCGAAGAAAUAAUAAGGGAAAUUUUCGAGCGCUGUGGGGAAAUCACCACCUUGCGCUUCUCGAAGAAGAACUUUUGCCAUAUCCGGUACGUUUACGAGGCCUCGGUAGAUUCAGCCAUUUAUCUAUCCGGCUACCGGGUCAAACUAAGUAGCGGAGGAUUCAACUACACAGCUCCCGAACCGAAAGAUCCAGCCUCAUUCGGAACGCUGCACGUAGACUACGCCCAUGCUCGGGAUGAUCAGUACGAUUACGAAUGCCGGCAGCGUAAACUGCAGCGAGAAAAACGCCACCGGGAGCGAAUCGAAGAAGACCGAAUGAGACCUCUUUCGCCACAACCAGUAAUCCACUACACGGACCACGAGGCCACUUCCGUUGCUGAAAAACUUAAAACCGACGAAACAUUCUCGAAGGCCGUACAAACGCUAAUCACCUGGCUCGAGCGGGGUGAUUGUAUCAAGAAAAAUGCCAACAAUUUCUACACCAUGAUCCAGAGCACCAACUCGCACGUUCGCCGGCUACUCAACGAAAAGGGAAUCAACGACGAGGAACUUAGCCGGGCCAAGGAGUUUUACCGCAAGCAGAUGCACAGCAUGAUGGCGCAAUUCAAUCAGAUUGAAAAAGUGUUCACUGCGGCCAGUCACAAGAAGGUUUGGGAUCAUUUUUCUAAAGCCCAAAGAAAAAACAUCGAUGCCUGGAAGAAACAAUCGCUGGAAAUUAGAAGUGUCCAGCUGGAAGACGGCGAAGAUGAGAUGGAUUUAUCUGAUGAGGAUGGAACAUUCCCGAAGAAAUCUCGCUGGGAUGUCCGGAAGGAACGGUUCGAUAGUUCUUCGGAAGCGGACAUUCAGUCGGUCCGAUCGGAUCUCGAAGUCAAAACGAUGCAAAUUCAAGUGCUCCAGGAGACGAUUCGGAACCUGCAGACUCAGCUGCUGGAAAACAACGCAAAAGAAACGGAACGCCAGGCCAAAAUUCAUGAUCUCGAAGAUAAACUGAAGGAAGCGAACGUGAAGCAGCUGUUGAUGAAAACGAAGAUCGCCAAUCAUCAAUCGAAACAGUCCGUUUGUACGACCAAUACCUCGUCCAGUAAAUCCGGCUCCGAAGUAGACGAAACCGAACUAGUCGAAGCGGAACAGAAAGCCAAUGCUAUCGAGGUAUUACCAACAGUGAGUGCAACUCCUGCAACCGAACCAGUGAACAAUCCUCCAGCAACCUGCAUCGAUCCGAAGGAAGCGAAGAUCAUCACCCUCGUUUCGACGUUUUUGGUGGUUCAUCCUCACGGAGCCAGCAUAGAUUAUAUUUGGUCCUACGUGAGCCGCUACGUCCCCGAACAGAAGCCCAAGCAGAUCGAAGAAGUACUGCAGCGCUACUCAGAUCUGUUCCGGGAAGAAGUCAGUGGAAUCGGUGCCAAGAUUGAGCGCAACUGGAAAUUUUGUGGCUAUGAAGCCAAGGAAGAUGACGAGAAAUAAUCAUUAGAGGACAUUUUUAUAACCACUUCUCUCGAGUAUUUAUUAAACUUUCUUAUCUCAGUAGCAUCGUUGUUUUCUAUGAAAUA
Messenger RNA from Uranotaenia lowii, 2291 nucleotides. Its product is annotated as ecto-NOX disulfide-thiol exchanger 2. Gene Ontology annotation, cellular component: plasma membrane; external side of plasma membrane. The transcript is spliced from 6 exons. The record is from RefSeq and is a predicted model, not a curated record. Lineage: Eukaryota; Metazoa; Arthropoda; Insecta; Diptera; Culicidae. Gene Ontology annotation, molecular function: RNA binding; protein-disulfide reductase activity. Bases 112 to 2205 code for a protein of 697 amino acids. Gene Ontology annotation, biological process: ultradian rhythm.